GCUUCUGGAGAGGUCUAGAGACAGAAGGCGAGAAGCUUCUCUCUCUCUUUCUCUGGGUCUUUGCCGACUCUUUUAUUAGCGCUUUUUGCAAUCAGACUGUGCGAUUAUCUGAAUAGGCAAAGUACCAUGAACAUGAUAACGAAGAAGAUGAAGAGGAAGGAUCUUGAGCUCGACGAGUUCAGCGACGAGUUCUCCGAUUUCUCUCUGUCUUCUCCGGCUCGGAAGAUUCGCCGCCUCGAUGCUGAGUUGCCGCCGAUUAUGGAGGAAGAGGAGGUGGAGAUUCCUCCGGAAGUAGGGGGAGGAGUGACGGAGGAUUUGGAACUUCCGUCCAACGAGGAAAGGGCUAUUGUUCUCUUCAAACCUGUGAAUGCUUCUCUUUUCGGUUCACAACCUUCGAAUCUUUCUUUCUCCGUUGAUUCUCGUAUCAUAUCUGGCUUUAAGAAUCAAUUAUUUGGGUCGAGCCAGUAUGGUCACGUAAAAUCAGCUGAUGAGGAAGAAGCUAUGAGGGACAAGAAUGGUGAUUGUUUGGCUGUGGUUCCAUGGGUUCCUUCUCAGUUUCCUCCUGUACCGGCCACUGAGAUUUACGCAAUGGACGCUCCUGAGUUGAUGGAAGAGGCCGAAGAAAUGGAAGCAACGACGAUGGAUGUUGAAGAAGACAACAACAACAGCAAUGCAAGCAUGGAGCAAGGGCACCCUAAUGUACAUGCGUAUGGUGGAGUAGCGGGAAGCGAUGGCUUGCAUCAGUGGCAGCAACAGUACCACUGCAUGAUACCACAGAUUCCCCAGAACACUUCCACUCCCAUUACAUGGUUCCGGUGAAAGAAAAACAUUUUAGUUUUUGUUCGUUUUGGAGAGCAGAUCUGAAUUGAAAGGUGUAGUAGAUGGGAUUGGGGGACUGAGAAUGGAGCCCCUUUCUUUGAUGGCCUUUGGGCUAGUUAGUGUCCUUCAACCAGAAGGCGUUUUGGAUGUUGGGAACUCCCUGUAAAAAGAAAGGGAAAUAGUGGUGUAAAAAGACGAAAGUGCUGUAAUGGGCAACCAAUGUAGAAAUUAAUGUGUUCUCUUUGUUCCCUCAUCAGUGGUUUGCGUUCUAUUCAAAAUUAAUGUAGAAAUGAUCAAGGCUGAGCAAGGUCAAUAAUCAA
Messenger RNA from Alnus glutinosa, 1139 nucleotides. RefSeq lists its product as uncharacterized. NCBI's taxonomy places the organism in Eukaryota, Viridiplantae, Streptophyta, Magnoliopsida, Fagales, Betulaceae. The transcript is spliced from 3 exons. The record is from RefSeq and is a predicted model, not a curated record. The coding region runs from base 127 to 819 and encodes 230 amino acids.